GUAAACAAUACUUGGAAAAGAGGUUCGCGUGGCAUAUAUAAAAGAAGUUUGACUAGUACACAACAUACAGACGUCUCUCUAACAUUUGACAGUACCAAUUAGUCUAUUAGUUUCUCCAUUGAAAAAUGGCUCAAAACAUGGGAGCAACAAGCUCUUCAAACGAUGAAGGAGUUAGCAGCAGGGAACAAGAUCGUUUGUUGCCUAUAGCCAACGUUGGUCGAAUAAUGAAACAAAUUUUGCCACCAAAUGCAAAAAUCUCAAAAGAAGCAAAAGAAACAAUGCAAGAAUGUGUGUCUGAAUUCAUUGGAUUUGUGACAGGUGAAGCAUCGGACAAGUGCCGGAAAGAGCGAAGGAAGACGGUGAACGGCGACGACGUUUGUUGGGCUUUAGGAACCCUAGGGUUUGAUGAUUAUAGUGGUGCUUUGAGGAGGUAUUUGCAUAGAUAUAGAGAGAUUGAAGGUGAGAAAGUAAAUCAAGAAAGAGUUAGUGAAGAGUUGGAAGAGCAAGCAGGAGGAUCUUCCUCACAUAGAAAUCCUCAGCCAAGAAACUAUCUCGAUUAGGAUUAUAGUACUAUUUCUCAUGGGGUUUUUUUCUUGAUUUACAUUUUAUAAUCAUUUCUUUCAUAGAUUCUAAUUACAAAGGUUUGAUUUUGUUCUAAUAGCAGCAUGUACAAUAAAAACAUCCAUGAUUUUCAA
Molecule: messenger RNA, 695 nt
Organism: Lycium ferocissimum
Lineage: Eukaryota; Viridiplantae; Streptophyta; Magnoliopsida; Solanales; Solanaceae
Product: nuclear transcription factor Y subunit B-5-like
Exons: 1
Coding region: 126-560 (144 amino acids)
Biological process (GO): regulation of transcription by RNA polymerase II
Cellular component (GO): CCAAT-binding factor complex
Molecular function (GO): RNA polymerase II cis-regulatory region sequence-specific DNA binding; DNA-binding transcription activator activity, RNA polymerase II-specific; protein heterodimerization activity
Source: RefSeq, a predicted model, not a curated record